This is a messenger RNA of Drosophila suzukii, 653 nucleotides long. RefSeq lists its product as uncharacterized. The record is from RefSeq and is a predicted model, not a curated record. Lineage: Eukaryota; Metazoa; Arthropoda; Insecta; Diptera; Drosophilidae.
AACUUGGACCUACAAUUCAAAAAAUUCUGAAAAUAAACAUAAAUUUUAAUGUAAAUAUAUUUAAAGGCAAUAGAAUAGCAAUCUAGAACGGUUCUGACCUUUCUGCAAAGGAGUAAUAUGACCAACUAAACAGCAACUUUAACUAUGCAUACAGGAGUCCCUGUCGGAGAUCCAGCGAAUGUCUUAACAGUCCACGUUACAUUUGUGAACAGAUUUACAUUUCGGAAAAUAUUGAAAUGUGCCUAAGAAAAAACCAAAGGCCGUUUUGCAUUCUAUUGGCAUUAGUGACGAUAAUUUGGGGACUUACGGAGAUCAUAUACGGUUCCUUCCUUUUAGCCGAGGAAGGUAUAAAUAAUUGGUUGCUGGCGGCAGUCGUGGCCUGGACUCCCAUUCUCAUUGCCUCGAUUUUUCUGAUUCUAGGCGCACUAAAAAAAAUUCCUCGUUUCCUGCUGGUCUGGAUAAUAGUUUCGUUGGUAUGCGGAAUAGCUCUGAUUAUUAUAAAGACGGGAUUGUUGAUAUAUUUGCAUGAAUGUCAAGUAAUUAACGAUAUUGUGACAGCCAUUUCGAAUAUCAUCUUUUUAUUGCUGGUCUAUGUUUGGGCAUUCUACCCAUAUGCAUACAUGCGAGACAUGAAAGAACAACUAUUGGAAUAA